This is a messenger RNA of Talaromyces stipitatus ATCC 10500, 670 nucleotides long. RefSeq lists its product as uncharacterized. NCBI's taxonomy places the organism in Eukaryota, Fungi, Ascomycota, Eurotiomycetes, Eurotiales, Trichocomaceae. The record is from RefSeq and is a predicted model, not a curated record. The transcript is spliced from 2 exons. Bases 1 to 606 code for a protein of 201 amino acids.
AUGCAAAAUGGUCUUCAAGGAGACCCUUCUGAGUCCGUUGGACUCAACGGCUGGAUCUCACUAGCAGAGGGACAAUUCUGGCUUGCUGCAGGGUUGACGUGCACGGCCUUCCAAGUCCUCAAUAUCCAAGCGGUUGCAACCUUGUCGUGGGGAAGCCAAGAUACAAAAUUGGGUGUAUUUGCCGAUUGUAUAGCCAAAUACCCGCUUUCCGCUAAGAACGACGACGAGCUCUUCCUACUCGUCGAACUUGGGAUCGUCACUGUCAUGCCAUAUACACGGUGGUUUUUCACUAUCAACUUCAACGUUCAUUUUGGCGCAUCAGUUCAUUUGCAUGGACCACCUAUGGCGGGAUACGUGUUUGUGGACUGGAAUAUCAUCUCAUUUACAAUUCAGUUUGGUGACUCAGCACCUCAAAAUAAUCCAUUAUCAUGGGACAAGGAGUGGGCCCUGUUGAAGCAAAUUGAUAGCCCUGCUGGUGGUGGUGGUGGCAAUGACAAUGCUGCACAUGUGUUUGCAGCCACAGGCGGAUUUACAACUUCCCCAGCAGAUGCUGUUAGUGUCACGGAACAAAGAUGCAAUAUGGACUGUUUAACCUGGUCUAUUUGAGUUCACAGUCAAAUUGCUGGUCCCUAUUACUCAAAUCAACUACAAGAAUUCGGGAAAAAGACCU